Molecule: messenger RNA, 3108 nt
Organism: Argiope bruennichi
Lineage: Eukaryota; Metazoa; Arthropoda; Arachnida; Araneae; Araneidae
Product: frizzled-5-like
Exons: 4
Coding region: 738-2537 (599 amino acids)
Biological process (GO): non-canonical Wnt signaling pathway; canonical Wnt signaling pathway
Cellular component (GO): plasma membrane
Molecular function (GO): Wnt receptor activity; Wnt-protein binding
Source: RefSeq, a predicted model, not a curated record
UACAGGGAACGCGUGUGGAGUUCGACUACUGCUUGCAAUGUCGGCUACCUCGUGAAUUCUCUCUCAGUCGGCCGCGUUUUUUCUUGGAUUGGAAGUUCAGAAUGCGGCGUGUUUGAGAUCCAAUGCUAAAGGAGUAGCAAGAAAAAAAAUUCUCGGAUAAAACAUUUGCGGUAAUUACAUACUGGAUUUUACCUACAAAAGUGUCUCACCUUCCCAAUGCCUUCAUCCAGAGCUUCCUUUUCAUUCGACGAUCAUCCUGUGACGUCAUCGCAAGCGCCGGAGAAUCUCAAGCAGCGGUAAGGGGAGUGCUUUUCGACUCACACAACCGAAGGAGAUUCCUGUGAGAUUGGUGGAAGGAGAGUGUUCGUCACGUCAUUCUUUCUCUCGAAGAACGCGGUGACGAAAAGAUAGUCUGUGGAUACCUAACUUACGAGUGACAGUUAUGGAUGUUUACCAUUUGUCAAUAGUAGCGGAUGAUGUAAGAUGCGUGAUUUAUAAUUUCUCUCUCUUUGGGCAAGUUUUAUAAUAUUUCGUCUUGAACUUCACUUGGUUUUUGACUAAAAAAUUUUCUUUUCUCCCCACAAAAAAAAAAAAAAAAGUUCGAUGCUUUAAACAGCUUAAUAUGCCAAAAGGAAUUUCAACUAACAGAUGGUUCUCACAGUUCUUUGAAGUAUUCAGGGGUUUCCUUCAUAUUCUGAAUUUUUAAUUAACGAGGUGGAUUGCAAGCAUUGUUAAAAAUGAAAGCAUUAAGUGCGUUUGUAUUGUUAUUGCUCAUGAUAUCGACCGGCGGACAGAUGGAACGAUGCGAAGAAAUCACCAUUCCUAUGUGCAGAGGCAUUGGUUACAAUUAUACUUCGAUGCCAAAUAAAUUCCAUCACGAUACUCAGGAUGAGGCUGGACUAGAAGUGCACCAAUUCUGGCCACUGGUUGAAAUACAUUGUUCUGAUGAUCUGCUCUUCUUCUUGUGUUCUCUCUAUGCCCCCAUCUGCAUUGAAGACUACCAGGGACAACUACCUGCCUGUUAUUCUGUGUGUGAACGAGCAAGAGCAGGUUGUGCUCCAAUCAUGCAUAAAUAUGGUUUUGUUUGGCCGGAACGUAUGAACUGCGAUGAUUUUCCACGUUAUGGUGACCAAGAGCAUUUGUGUAUGGAUGCAAAAGAAGGAGCUGGUCCUGAAAAUGGGGAUUAUAAUGCUAAGCAAGAGACAAAACCAGUUCGAAGACCUCCGUCUUACAGGGGUAGGAAUUCUAAAGGCAGAGAUCGACACGAAUCUAUUUCCUCAGGUGGAAGUCCCGGCCAUCCACCUAGUUUAGUUACACCAGGAAGUGUAGAUUCUGAUUGCAAAUGUGAAUGUCGUUUCCCAAUGGUACCUUUGGUUGAUGCUGCUGAUCGCAAGCUGUACCAGGAUGUUGCAACCGGAGGUGUACCACAAUGUGCCAGACCUUGUCGCGGUACCUUUUUCAACAAAGAUGAACAGACCUUUGCUACCUUUUGGAUUGGUCUCUGGGCCAUCAUUUGCUGCUUUUCUGCUAGUAUGACUGUGCUGACAUUCCUGAUUGACCCCACCCGGUUUAGAUAUCCUGAACGUCCUAUUAUUUUCCUAUCCGGCUGCUACCUCAUGGUAUCCAUAGGUUACUUAGUGAGACUGGGUCUUGGCCACGAGGCAGUGGCUUGUGAUGGGCAAAUCAUUCGCUAUCACACUAUAGGCCGCCCACCAGCCUGCACUAUCGUCUUCCUGCUCGUGUAUUUCUUUGGAAUGGCCAGCUCUCUGUGGUGGGUCAUCCUGACUCUCACCUGGCUGCUGGCAGCCGGGCUGAAGUGGGGAAACGAAGCUAUUGCUGGGUAUUCCCAGUAUUUCCAUCUUGCCGCUUGGCUUGUACCCACUGGCAAAUCAAUCGCUGUCUUGGCUAUGGGCGCUGUGGAUGGUGAUCCUGUAGCAGGAAUAUGUUCAGUCGGCAAUCAGAAUGUGGAUCAUUUACGAUGGUUCGUCAUCAUGCCACUGUGUGCUUACCUUCUACUUGGCACAUCUUUCCUCCUUGCUGGAUUCGUCUCGCUGUUCCGCAUCCGCAAAGUGAUUCGACAGCAGGCGCGGGCCAAAGCGGAUAAACUGGAGAAGUUGAUGAUCCGUAUCGGUGUCUUCUCCGUCCUCUACACUGUACCCGCGACCAUCACCAUAGGAUGUUACUUCUACGAGCAACAUUACAGGGAGAGGUGGGACCGACGCCACAACUGUCCUUGUGACACAGAACAAUCUCGACCAGACUAUUCGGUGUUUAUGCUCAAAUAUUUCAUGUGUCUGGUGGUGGGAAUUACAACCGGGUUUUGGAUCACAUCAGUCAAAACUCUGGAGUCUUGGCGGCGUCGACUUUGCAGUCGACGAGGACAGAGAGGUGGUCCCGGUUCAGUAUCUCAAAGAACCGGUACCCCUGGUGGUGCAGAGGGCUUGUAUGGACCUAGAACGUUUAAGCCCCUCAGCCCAGCAAGCCAUGUGGGGCACGUGCCCUCUAGUUGUAAACAGGUGCCAUUAUCGCAUGUGUGAAUUUUUGCCAUGGAGUAAUUUAUCGUUUUGGACUGUGGGAGGUAAUGUAUUUUAUUUCUUUUGCCUCAAAAGACUCGUAUAUGAAUUCUGGAUUAUUUUAUUGGAAAUUUUUAUUUAUUUUGUUUUGUAUUAAAUAUUUUUAUCAUCUGAAGAACAGUUGUAAAAGAAAGUGAUACUCACGUAGCGUAGUUAAGUUGAUUUAUUAUAUUCUUGUAUAUAUUUAAUGUUUAAAUUCAAUAUAAUUAUCUCAUAAGGACGUUUUUUUUUAAAGUUUAAUUACUUUUUAUUUGUUCUUUUAAUGCUUUAAACUAAAGUCAUAAAAUUUCUUUAUUUUUCUUUAUUGUCCUCAUAAUUGUAUUUCUUUUUGAAUAACUAUAAUCAGUUAAAGUUUAUAACUUGAUUGUUUUCCUUUUUUUUUAAAUAUUAUUUUAAUUUAAAAAGCAUCUUAGAAUAUUUUUAAAAACCGAAGAAAAAUUACAAAAAAAUUAAAUUGCUGAACUUGAAUCAAAAUGAAUUUUGGUUGAGUGUAGUUUAUUGUUUUCUAAAUAACUAAAAAAAAAAAUUCUAGAUC